Messenger RNA from Punica granatum (pomegranate), 2144 nucleotides. NCBI's taxonomy places the organism in Eukaryota, Viridiplantae, Streptophyta, Magnoliopsida, Myrtales, Lythraceae. The record is from RefSeq and is a predicted model, not a curated record.
GUAUAGACAAAGUAAAAGGGCUGAAAGAGAGCUACAAACACAUGCAAAGGCAGUGAAAGCCCAAACCCCCUAAUCUACUCUCUUUCUUUAUUCAACACAACCUUUUCCUCCCUCAAAAUCUUUCCAGUCCCAUCGUCAUCUCCAUCUCCAUCUCCAUCUUCCACCACCACCAGCACCGCCAUUCAUUAUCACCAUGGCCCCACCUGUCCUCCUUUAUAUACAAAUACCACACACACAUAUAUGCAUGAUAUCUAAAUUUGCAAAUAUAAUAUGGUUUCAGCUCCCACCAGAAGCUUGCCGUGACCCUCUUCAAUGAGUACUAUCCCCUCCCCUGCCAUUAAAGCCCCCCACCACAGUCCCCCUCCUGCUCUCGCUGUGCUCACUCUCCUCCUCCUCCUUCACUUCCGCCGAAAAUGGCGCAAAUGAGAGCCUUGCUUCCUUCAAUCCUCAUUGUUCUCACCCUCACCGUCAUACCACUGGUUCUGUCUCGAAGCUUACCUAGCACCACCGCUCUUCUUGAUGUCACCUCUGCUCUCCGGCAGGCUCACAAUGUACUAUCCGUGGAACCAAGAACGACGCCGUUGACCCAGCAAGAAGAGACCCAACAACAACAUUCUUCUUCCUCCUCCCUCGUCCUCCAGCUACACCCGCGAGCUUCCCUUUUGAAGAAUAAGCCCCUGCAGCAGCCCGACUACAGAUCCCUCACACUUGCCCGGCUCGCCCGCGACUCCGUCCGGGUCGAUUCCCUAGUGGCCCGAUUGGAUCUUGCCCGGAACCGGAUCUCCAAGUCAGAUCUGAAGCCGGUCGACGUGGAGGUCGAGCGGCAGUAUGGCGCCAAAGGCCUCCAGGGUCCGGUGGUCUCCGGGACGAGUCAGGGCAGCGGCGAGUACUUUUCCAGCCUCGGGAUUGGCAGCCCGCCGAGCCAGGUCUACAUGGUGAUCGACACCGGCAGCGACGUCAACUGGGUGCAAUGCGCCCCCUGCGCCGACUGCUACCAGCAAACCGACCCCAUCUUCGAUCCGGUUUCCUCUUCGUCCUUCUCCCCUCUCUCCUGCGACACGAAGCAGUGCCGGUCCCUCGACCUGUCGGAGUGCCGGAACCGCACGUGCCUCUACGAGGUCUCCUACGGCGACGGCUCCUUCACCGUGGGGGAUUUCGUGACGGAGACCAUCACCCUCGGCUCGGCCAAGAUCGACAACUUGGCCAUCGGGUGCGGCCACAACAACCAGGGCCUCUUCGUCGGCGCCGCCGGGCUGCUGGGGCUCGGCGGCGGCUCGCUUUCCCUCCCCUCGCAGCUCAACGCCACGUCGUUUUCAUACUGCCUCGUGGACCGCGACUCCGACUCCGCCUCGACUCUCGAGUUCAACACCCCGCUGCCCCCUAACGUCGUCACCACGCCGUUAGUCCGGAACCCCCAGCUGGACACCUUCCUCUACGUUGCCCUGACGGGGAUCAGCGUGGGCGGGGACCGGCUGCCGCUGUCCGACUCGCUGUUCAGGCUCGACGGCAACGGGGACGGCGGGGUCAUUGUCGACUCGGGCACCGCCGUCACGCGACUCCAGACGGACGCCUACAACUCGCUGAGGGACGCGUUCGUGAGGGGGACGAGGGAGCUGCCGGCGGCGGAUGGGUUCGCGCUGUUCGACACGUGCUACAACCUGUCGUCGAAGGGCAGCGUGGAGGUGCCGACGGUGUCGUUUCACUUCGGGAAGGGGAAGGAGUUACCGUUGCCGGCUAAGAACUACAUGAUACCGGUUGACUCCAACGGUACGUUCUGCCUGGCGUUCGCGCCCACGUCCUCGGCGCUGUCGAUAAUUGGGAAUGUCCAGCAGCAGGGGACACGUGUCGGUUUCGAUCUCGCCAAUUCUGCCAUCGGAUUCGUCCCCAAUAAAUGCUAGGUUGACGUUUUUAACCCCCCUACUUUCCCCGUGAUCUCGUCUUUAGCCCCCAAGCCAAGCCAACGAGCAGCUUAAUUUAUAUAGGAAAAUCUAUGGAGAUUGUUCAUGGAAAAAGAAAGGGGAAAAAAGAAAGAGAAAAAGAACUAGCUGUCUUUAAAUUGCCUGGCCAUAAGCACCAAAAAUGAAGAGAAAAAUAUUAAUUAGUGUCGAAAAGCAAUUGUUGGAAGACUGUCACUUUAGUCGACC